This is a messenger RNA of Gastrolobium bilobum, 2754 nucleotides long. RefSeq lists its product as uncharacterized. The record is from RefSeq and is a predicted model, not a curated record. Gene Ontology annotation, molecular function: DNA helicase activity. The coding region runs from base 1 to 2754 and encodes 917 amino acids. The transcript is spliced from 7 exons. Gene Ontology annotation, biological process: DNA repair; telomere maintenance. NCBI's taxonomy places the organism in Eukaryota, Viridiplantae, Streptophyta, Magnoliopsida, Fabales, Fabaceae.
AUGGAAGACUUAACAGGUACUGAUAUGAAUAAUUCCAUUGUGCCUAACAUUACUUCUAACAGUGAAGAUUAUUGGGAUGCAGGAGAUCCUACUUUUGUUUGCGAGAAAUGUGGAGCACAUUUGUGUUCCAUAAACAGUGAAGAUAUGAUUGAUCCUGAUAUUGUCCUAUCAUUGAAGGAAAUGUUAGAUAAACACAACAAUAUUGCUCAAUCUUUUAGGUACGCUAGAGAUCGAUAUAGGGAAGAUGACUUCAGUGGAGUGAAGUUGAGGAUGAUUCGAAAGCGUGGCAGUUAUGGCAAAGUUUAUAAUCUUCCCUCUGCAUCAGAAGUUGCUGCUCUGAUUGUCGGGGAUAUAGACACCGCAUUGGGUGAUAGGGAUAUUGUUGUUAAGACACAAGAUAGAGUUUUGCAGCGUAUAAAUGUCAAGCAUCCGUUGUAUCUUGGUUUGCAGUAUCCUUUGUUAUUUCCUUAUGGUGAAGAUGGUUAUCGUGAUGAUGUCGAGCGAUCUUAUAUACCCCAAGGUAAGACGAAUCCAGGAUCCAAUGUUAGCAUGCGGGAAUUCUUUUCGUUCAGGAUUCAAAUGAGGUCAGGAGAGUCCCAAGUUCUCCUGAACUCAAGGAAGCUUUUUCAACAAUUUUUGGUUGAUGCUUACACUAUGGUUGAGUCUGAUCGGCUGAAUUUUAUUCGAUAUAACCAGAGUCAUCUCAGGGCAGAGUUAUACAAAAAUAUAAAACAUGCAUUUGACAGGGGUGAAGAUGAAGCUAUAAACACUGGAAAGCGUAUCAUUAUUCCUUCUUCGUUCACAGGUGGAACUAGGUAUAUGGCUAAGAAUUGUAAAGAUGCCUUUGCAAUUUGUCGUUGGGCUGGAUAUCCUCAUCUGUUUAUAACGAUCACCUGCAAUCCUAAGUGGCCAGAGAUUACCAGAUUUCUUAAGGCAAGAAACCUUAAUGCUGAAGAUCGUCCUGAUAUUCUUUGCAGAGUAUUCAAGUUCAAAUUGGACCAAUUGCUAUAUGAUUUAAAAAAUGGUCGUUUUCUUGGCACAUUUAAUGCACGUGUUUGUACAGUUGAAUUUCAGAAACGUGGACUGUCUCAUGCUUAUAUUAUACUUUUGUUGCAUCCCUCCGCAAAGCCUAAUACUGAACUUGACAUUGAUAAUUUGAUUUCAGUUGAGAUUCCUAACAAAGAUUUCAAUCCUUCACUUUUUGCAGCUGUCACGAGUUACAUGAUGCAUGGACCCUGUGGUCCUGACAAUUACAAGUCUCCUUGCAUGAAGAACAGACAUUGUUCAAAGAAAUUUCCCAAGAAGUUCUGCUCUCGUACUUUUAUUGAUGAUGAUGGAUUCCCUCAUUAUAAAAAAACAAAUGAUGGGAGUGUUGUCAAAAAGAACGGCGUUGAACUUGAUAACCGUUAUGUUGUGCCGUAUAAUGUACAACUUCUUCUAAAAUAUCAAGCGCAUAUCAAUGUUGAAUAUACCUGUCAGAGUAGUGCCAUUAAAUAUCUUUUUAAAUACAUUCAUAAAGGGCAAGACAGGGUGACAGCUGCUAUAAAUCAUUCAGAUGAUGAAAUCAAAAUGUUUUAUGAUUGCAGGUAUGUGUCUGCAUGUGAAGCUGCUUGGAGAAUAUUCGGAUUUGAAAUUCAUUAUAGAUUCCCCCAUGUUCAGCGAUUGCCAUUUCACCUACCCAAUGAAAAGAGCGUUGUUUUUAGUGAUCAUGCUUCAAUAACUGAUGUCAAGACUAGGGCAGAAUCUAGACAAUCAAUUUUUGAGUCUUGGAUGGAUGCAAAUAAAAAAUAUCCAGAAGGUAGGCAUCUUACUUAUGCAGAGUAUCCAACUCAAUUUGUUUAUAAAGAAAACACGCAUGAAUGGCAUCCCAGAAAACAAGGAUUUUCAAUUGGAAGAAUAAAUCAUUUUUCUGCCAAUAAUGGAGAAGAUUCCUAUCUCCGAACUUUACUUAAUUUUCAAAAGUGUUGUACAAGUUACAAAGAUUUGAGAACUGUCAAUGUGGUGAUUUUUCCUACAUUUAAGGUUGCCUGCUAUUCUCUGGGACUUUUGGAUGAUGACAAUGAGUACAUUGAUACAAUUAAAGAGGCAAGUUCUUGGGGGUCAGCAACUUAUCUGAGAAAUCUGUUUGCUUUAUUGUUAUUUGGUAACUCAAUGAACAAGCCUGAAAAUGUUUUCCAAAAAUGCUGGGAAUUACUAUCUGACGAUGUUCUUUAUCGGCAUAGGCAAAGAAUUGGACGUGAAGAUGCAUUUCUUACGGAGGAUUCUAUAAAAAACAUAACCCUUGCAGAAAUUGAUAAGGUGUUACAAAGCAAUGGUAAAUGCCUCUCUGAUUACCCAUCCAUGCCGAGUAUCAUCGGUGAAUCUUUAUUGAAUAUUCGGAAUAGACUGGUGAUGGAUGAAUUGUUGUAUGACAGUUUCUCUUUGAAAGAAGAGCAUGACAGACUACUGAAUUCACUCACUGAUGAGCAGAUGUUUGUUUAUAACAAAAUAAUUUCAGCUGUUUCAGCAGGUAAAGGAGGGUUUUUCUUCCUGUACGGCUUUGGUGGUACUGGAAAAACAUUUAUUUGGAACUCCCUGUCAGCAUUUCUUCGAUCAAGAGCUGGAAUAGUGCUUAAUGUUGCUUCUAGCGGAAUUGCUUCACUUCUACUUUCGGGAGGACGUACAAAACAUUAUAGAUUUCGUAUUCCUAUUCAGAUCAUCGAAGAUUCAACGUGCAAUAUAAAACAAAAGUCUACUUUGGCAAUUGUUGUCUAA